AUGCCCGAAGACGCACCCGUCGAGAUCGGCAAGAACCAUGUGUUCUCGUCUGGUCGGAGCUCGACCCGCUACUUCAAGGACGGCUACUUCGACUACAACUUCGAGAAGUUCCUGGGCCUGGCCACCUACUCGGGAGCUGAGAUCGCCGAGUGCUUCGAGACGGCAGCACGCAUCACCGACGGCGACCCGGAGAGCUGGAUCCAGGCGUGGACCAGCACCGCGCGCCGCGUCGAGGCCUAUGCCGAGAACGCCAUGAAGGGCGGCCAUACAGUCAGCGCGCGCGAGGCCUGGCUGCGCGCCACCACGUACUACCAAGCGGCCUUCUUCUUCGUGCCCGACAAGGACCCUCGCAAGGCCGAGCUCUACUGGAAGCACACGGGCUGCUUCCAAUCUGCGGGAAAACUGUUCGACCCACCCUUCGAGCCGCUCGCCAUUCCCUAUGACGACGGCGGCAAGAAGAAGACCCUCUUUGGGUACUUCCUCCGCUGCGACGACAAGUCCUCGCGGCGGCGGCCCACGGUGCUCAUCCAGAUGGGCGCCGACGGCAGCUCCGAGCAGAUCUACUUCUCGGGCGGCGGGGCGGCCGCCCUGCGUCGUGGCUACAACGCCCUCAUCUUCGAGGGCCCCGGCCAGACAGGCACGUUCAUGCGUGACCGCAGCCUCACCUACCGCCACGACUGGGAGGUGCCCGUAGCCGCCGUGGUCGACUACGCCCUGACCCGGCCGGAGGUGGAUCCCCAGCGUAUCGCCCUGAUCGCAUACAGCAUGGGAGGUUACUUCGGACCGCGGGCGGUGGCGUUCGAGAAGCGCAUCGCGGCCUGCAUCGCCAGCGGGCUGGUGCCGAGCAUGCUAGCCCUGGCGGGUAGUCGGAUCGCCGCGAUUCGCAACGUGAAGGACGGCCAGUACAACCACGCGGCCCGGUACGCGCUGUUCGAGCACAUGCCCAAGUACGGCCUGGACCACGACGUGCAGGACCUCGACAAGCUGGAGGCCAUCUGGGAGAAGUUCCAGCUGUACGGGCUGGAGGACCAGAUCACCUGUCCGCUGCUGGUCGUCCAGGCCGCCGCCGAGGGCGAGCACCAGACCCGGCUCGCGCGCGACUUCUUCGACAAGCUCCCCAACCCCAAGAACGUGUUCCGUCUCACCACCGAGGACGACGCCGCGGAGAUGCACUGCCAGAAGGGCAACGCCAUGCUGCUGCAUGCCAUCGAGUUUGAUUGGUUGGACGAUGUGCUGGGUUCUCAUGACCCGGGCCACCCUCAAGAGCAGAUUCCCCAUUACCAACCCAUCUCCGCUCGAGACUCAGCACACCCCAAACCAGGCAUGUCGGUGCGGGCAUGGACCAGCUACAUGAUGACGACUUUGAAGAUUCUCCUGAACCAGCUGAGAAGAACCUACCGCGAGGGCUGGGCCAUCUACGCAGAGCAUGCUCCCGUGAUGUAG
Fonsecaea erecta is the source of this 1443-nucleotide messenger RNA. RefSeq lists its product as hypothetical. The record is from RefSeq and is a predicted model, not a curated record. The transcript is spliced from 2 exons. Bases 1 to 1443 code for a protein of 480 amino acids. NCBI's taxonomy places the organism in Eukaryota, Fungi, Ascomycota, Eurotiomycetes, Chaetothyriales, Herpotrichiellaceae.